Messenger RNA from Durusdinium trenchii, 585 nucleotides. Lineage: Eukaryota; Dinophyceae; Suessiales; Symbiodiniaceae. The record is from the annotation of a GenBank genome assembly.
AUGAAGGAGAAGUCUCCCCGGGUCAGGAGGAUACCUGCAUUUCUUUGCAAGGACUUUGACAUAGUGACCAACAGGUAUUUGGACAAUCAUUCGGAGAAGCUGCGCCAAGAGAAGCGAGUGAACCUCUUGGAGGCCACCGAGAAGCAUAUGGCGAAGAACGGCUUCGAUCCCCUGACCGGGAAGUUCUGCGAUCCAAAGGUGGAGGAGAGGGUGCAGAGAAUCGACGAUGCGCGGGAGGUGGAGAUUCACCUGCGCGGAGAAGCCAGGUACCCUCCAUCCUACAAAGGUCGCGAAAGUACGGCCUAUGGGAUCCUUUCCCAUGAGACGUACAAUCCGGAGAUGCUCCGGCUCUACGACACGAAGGAGAAGGAGCGCACUGGCCGCUUCAAGAAUCGCUACAUUGUGGACCACAACUUCCACGCACAGGAUCUCAAGGGCGACCACAUCCGCGAGCUCCGUCAGCUGAACCGCGUGGCCCCGGAGCGCUAUGAAGAGCAGAGAAGACGAGGCUACGACAUCAUCGACGGCCGAGGCUAUGGCCCCGGUGCCAAGGAGACUGGGUCAAGACCCCAAAAGACUAGAUGA